Cryptomeria japonica (Japanese cedar) is the source of this 3065-nucleotide messenger RNA. RefSeq lists its product as uncharacterized. Gene Ontology annotation, biological process: mRNA splice site recognition. Gene Ontology annotation, cellular component: U2-type prespliceosome; U1 snRNP. Gene Ontology annotation, molecular function: mRNA binding. The transcript has 9 exons. NCBI's taxonomy places the organism in Eukaryota, Viridiplantae, Streptophyta, Pinopsida, Cupressales, Cupressaceae. Bases 538 to 1617 code for a protein of 359 amino acids. The record is from RefSeq and is a predicted model, not a curated record.
CACUACUAGGUAGUUCAUUAUGAAAGGAGGGAAAAAACAACCGAGUUUGACACCACCUAGGUGAUUCAUUUUAAGAGGAGGAGAAAAAACAGCUAAUAGUUUGACCAAUGGCCUUAGUGUUACUUGUGAUUUCAGCCGUACUUCUGCUAUUUAAAACCUAACUCAAAAUUCCCAGAACCCUAGGACAUUUAGUUUGCCAUUGGAUCUUACUCUCCUCUAGUUGAUUGCCGCAAAUGAAACAGGGCGUGUAAAAUCUCCGCAUCAUUCAAAUAACGCAAAUCUGGCCACGAAAUAAUAUCGUCUUUCAUUUGCAGGCUCUAGGCAUCGAAUCCUAUGCAGAGCAAAUUUUUUUUUAUUUUGUGUCGAUUUAGAAAUAUUUGCAAAGAUUUAAAAAGAUUCGUGAGGACUGUUCCGCAAUCUGUGAGAAAACCCCGAGAAAGAUUAUUCGAACGAUUAAGUAGAUAGCGCUAAGGAGCAUAGCAAACUGUGUGGUGGCACUUACAAUUAGGUUGAACUUUGCACCCUUGCACUUUCAAAAUGGUGGAUGCGCAGAGGGCUCUGCUUGAUGAGCUCAUGGGUGCAGCUCGAAAUCUCACCGAAGAGGAGAAGAAAGGUUAUAGAGAAAUUCGCUGGGAUGACAGGGAGGUUUGUGGUUUUUAUAUGGUUCGAUUUUGCCCACAUGAUUUAUUUGUGAAUACAAAGAGUGACCUUGGCCCUUGCCCCAGAAUUCAUGAUUUAAAACUGAAAGAGAGUUUUGAGAAGUCUUCGAGGCAUGAUCUAUAUGUUCCUAGAUUUGAAGCAGAACUUGCACAGUUUUGUGAGAAACUGGUACAAGAUUUAGACCGUAAAGUACGGCGAGGUCGUGAACGUUUAGCCCAAGAUGUAGAUAUUUCAUCUGUUAUGCCAUUUUCAACGGAGAAAUCAGAGCAAUUAGCAACAAUAGAGGAAAAGAUAAGGAAACUGCUGGAACAGGUUGAAAAUCUUGGAGAGGAAGGAAAAGUUGAUGAAGCACAGGCAUUAAUGAGGAAGGUUGACAUAUUGAAUGUGGAAAAAACAGUUGUGACGCAACAAGCAUCAAGUGAGAGAGGACUAAUACUGUCACAGGAAAAAAAGAUGGCACUUUGUGAAAUCUGUGGCUCCUUUUUAGUGGCAAAUGAUGCUGCUGAGAGAACCCAAUCUCAUGUAACUGGGAAGCAGCACAUAGGCUAUGGCAUGGUUCGCGAUUUUAUUACAGAAUUUAAGGGCAAAAAAGAAAAAGCCAGAGAAGGUGAGAGGCUUGCAAGAGAGAAAGAAGCAGAGGAAAGAAGGAAAGAGAGGGAGAAGGAAAUGGAAAGAACAAAAGACAAUGAUUGGGAUAGAGAAGGAAGUAGAGUAAGAGAUGAUAGGGACCGGUACAGGGAAAGGGAUCGUGAGAGGGACAGAUUAAGGGAACAGCGAGAAAGAACAAGAGACUGGGAUAGGAAUCCCUUCAGGUCAGGUCGUGGUGGAAGAGAAAGGGAUAGGGAGAGAGAUCGAGAUAGAGAUGGAGAUAGGGAACGGUUGAGGGACCGAGACCAUGUAAGAAGUAGAUCUCGAUCUCCUUACAAACAUGCCUCGCCUGGUAGACAUUUUCGAUAAGACUACAGAUGAAUUGCUUGGUGCUUCUGCAAUUAAUUAGUUUAAACUCCAUAUUAGAAGUAACAGAAAGAUGGCGCUUCAAACUUAUUGGGUAACACACUUAACCUUUUCUGCUUGUGAAAUGUUGGUGUUUUCUUCCCUUAAAUGAAUAAGACUUAAGAUGCACAGAAAGGCUAAACCAGUGAGAUGGUUUUCACAGGCUUGACAAUGCUCUGUAUCUGAUAGAUGUGUGGUUUUUAAUCUUUGAUACCUGAAUGAGGAAGUUUCAACUUUUCAGAAGGUAAUCUUUGGUUCCUUCAAAAUUUUUAUUUGCAUCUCAAAAUGUCAGCCCAUUCGUCCUAAGGCUUGCUUGCUUGCAAUAAAUUUCACUGUAUCCUUUGCAUUCUUCUUACAUUUUUAGUGAGGAGUUUGCCUCCAGUUGGCUUUCGUGUACGUCUAGUCUUUGGAUGAUUUGGAGUGGUGACAUUUCCCCUUGAAUUGAUACACCAUUGUUGAUGUGGUGUUGCUGGUCAAAAUCUAAAGAAUGUGAGGCUGCUGGAGAAUUCAUUCUUCCUGCUAAGUAUUCUAUCAUCGCUGUCCUUGAAAGGUAGGUGUCCUCUCUCUCUUUGAGUAAAAGAAUAUAAUAUAAUACAAUGAGAAAUGGAACAUUGAAAAUGGAAAAAAUAUAGAAAGGAUAUAUGAUGUCAGCACAGAUGAUGUGGAUGACACUUGACACAACAUUUACAGUGCAGCUUGUCAAAUACUCGUAUGUUUUAAAUGCUUAUUUAGGUCUGUUCAGCAUGGACCAUACCAUUCCAUUUUCAGGUAACUGUAAAGUCAAUAAGUUUGUUAUUAUUUGGAGGGUUCCUAAUGAUAAACGGUUGUGCCAGUGAGUAGAAUAUGUGCUGAGCAUGCUUGUAAUUUUUAUCAUGAUAGUUUGGUGUUCAUUGGUGAGGCUGUGAAUAUUUUUGCUUGAUGAACAUUAAUGAUGUAGUUUGGUUUAGGAGAUUGGACUCUCUGAUCCAUGAAUAUCAGUGGAGACUCAUGUUCUUGCUGGAAAACAAAUUACUCUCUAUCAAACAUCGACCUCGGAAGAAAUUUUGUUUGCCUUAAUGGAAAAGAGCUUCUCCACGAGGGUUUGUUGGGCCUGUACAGUGCAUGUAAGUCUCACUGACAGACAUGAGAGAAUCAUAUCAAGAUCAAGGAAUUAUAAAAUUUGCACUUGACAUGUGUAUGUGUGAUAAUCCAUCUACAUGCUUUUAGGGAAAGAUCUAGAUGCAUUGUAGAUUGUGAAUAUGUUGCAAAAUGGUUUUGCAGCAGCAUGGAGGUACAUUGAAGCACAAUUAUAAAAAUUCAUUUGGAUUUUCUGAAAUGGACUUGUAGCAUAUGGAUGUUCGGGUUUUAUUUGUUGAGAACUUUCGAUUGAUGAAAUUGUGAAGCUUAAUGAAUGAAUUUAUAAGCUUGUUUUC